Molecule: messenger RNA, 1278 nt
Organism: Diachasma alloeum
Lineage: Eukaryota; Metazoa; Arthropoda; Insecta; Hymenoptera; Braconidae
Gene: Or6
Product: odorant receptor 13a
Exons: 5
Coding region: 1-1242 (413 amino acids)
Biological process (GO): detection of chemical stimulus involved in sensory perception of smell; sensory perception of smell
Cellular component (GO): plasma membrane
Molecular function (GO): olfactory receptor activity; odorant binding
Source: RefSeq, a predicted model, not a curated record
AUGAAAAACCAAUCGCCAAUCCUCGGUGCCAUACCAGCGCCGAGUGAGAGAUCAAGACGUGAUUUCCAGAGGGCGACUAAUAUCAACCGCUGGCUGUUGACACCGCUCGGCAUAUGGCUGAGAGAAAUCGACAUUGAUGUCACGGAAAAAGUGCUGUCAGGCCUGGCAGUCAUCGUUUGCUAUUUUCUCAUAUUUUCCCUCCUCAUCCCCUGCGCUCUGCACACAUUUCUGGUGGAAAAAAGCGCCAGAAAGCAGAUGAAGAUGAUAGGGCCGAUGAGCUUCUGCGUAAUGGCGAUCAUCAAGUAUUUCUUCAUGAUCAUGAGGAGAGAAAAAAUCCGCGUCUGUUUCAACCACCUCGACGUCGACUGGCGAAGGGUGAAGAGCCCUCAGGACCGAGAGAUCAUGAUGAGUGACGCUAAAAUUGGACGGUUCAUCGCGAGUUUGUGCGCCACUUUCACGUACAGCGGGGGAUUUUUCUUUCGCACUAUUCUACCGUUCGCUGUGCCGAGAAAGGUUCUGCCGGACAAUACGACAAUGCGACCGCUCAUAUAUCCGGUUUACAGGGCGUUAUUCAAUUCGCAGAAGACACCGGCUUAUGAAAUUGUAUUCGCCACUCAGUGGGUCAGUGGUCUCGUUAUGUAUACCAUUACAGUUGCUACUUGCAGUCUCGCUGCUGUUCUCACUCUACAUGCGUGUGGUCAACUGAAAAUUGUCAUGUCACGCAUUGAUGAUUUCGUGGGGAGCAGUGUCGACACUGAGAAAAUGUUGACGGAUAGACUGGGGGAAAUUGUGGAGCUUCAUCAUCGCGCACUGCAACUUGUGGUAAAAAUCGAGGGGAUCCUGAACGAAAUAUGCUUCGUGGAGUUCAUAGGGUGCACCAUGAACAUAUGUUUCCUGGGGUAUUACACUAUUACGGAGUUGGAGCAAGGUAAAACAUCAGCAAUAGCUUUAGUGACGUACACCUUCCUGAUGACAUCAUUCACGUUUAAUAUAUUCAUAUUUUGCUACAUCGGAGAACUUUUGAAUCAGCAGGGGAGAAAAGUUGGAACGACUGCAUACAUGAUUGAAUGGUACGAACUUCCAGGGAAGAGUGCGUGCGGUUUAAUUUUACUCCUGGCGAUGUCCAACAGUCCGAUCACAAUCACGGCCGGAAAAAUGGUGGAAUUAUCCUACGCGACGUUCUGCAAUGUCCUCAAAACAGCGAUGGCUUAUUUCAAUCUCUUGAAGUCUGUGAUCUUGUGAUCGAUGAUUUUUAUUCACUAUAUCUCGGAUGGUGAA